UAAUUUAUUUAUUAUUAUUUAAUAUUUUAUCCUUAUUAAAUUUUCAACAUCUUUGUUUAUUUAAUAAUUGUAAUACUAAGUUAAAACCGAUUCAUUUCAAUAAUAGUCUUUAGCGCAAAAUUAUGAUGAAGUGUAAUAUUUGUGAAGUUAACGAAUCUAAGUAUAAAUGUCCAAAAUGCAGAAACGUCAAGUAUUGUUCAGUUGCAUGUUACCAAAAUCAUCUAUCAGGUGAUUGUACAAUAAAUAACCAAGAUGCAACAGUUGAAAUGGUGAAAAAUGAACAACUGUAUCCUACUGAAGAUACAAUUCCAUCAGAAAAAUUAAAUUUACUAUGUUAUGAUAAUCGCCUAAGAGAAUUAGUUUCUGAUUCUUAUUUACAAAAACUAUUGGAAAAAAUAGACAACAGUACUAAUCCCAAUGAAGAAUUGGAAAAAGCUAUGAUUGAACCUAUAUUUGAAGAAUUUGCUAUAAGGUGUUUGGAAGUUGUUAAGGAUGAAAAUGCAAUUGAAGUUUAAUCAAUUAAUCAUUGGAAAAUUAUUAAAACUUUACAAUGUAAAUAGAUUUAAGAACAUA
Melanaphis sacchari is the source of this 573-nucleotide messenger RNA. Its product is annotated as zinc finger HIT domain-containing protein 3. Gene Ontology annotation, molecular function: protein binding. NCBI's taxonomy places the organism in Eukaryota, Metazoa, Arthropoda, Insecta, Hemiptera, Aphididae. The coding region runs from base 123 to 515 and encodes 130 amino acids. The record is from RefSeq and is a predicted model, not a curated record. The transcript is spliced from 3 exons.